GCAGCCAUGAACGGGACGGAAGGCCAAAAUUUCUACGUGCCCAUGUCCAACAAGACGGGGGUGGUGCGGAGCCCCUUCGAGUACCCCCAGUACUACCUGGCUGAGCCCUGGAAGUUCUCGGCGCUGGCCGCCUACAUGUUCAUGCUGAUCCUGCUGGGCUUCCCCAUCAACUUCCUCACGCUCUACGUCACCAUCCAGCACAAGAAGCUCCGGACGCCGCUCAACUACAUCCUGCUGAACCUGGCGGUGGCCAACCUCUUCAUGGUCUUCGGUGGCUUCACCACCACCCUGUACACGUCGAUGCACGGGUACUUUGUCUUUGGAGUAACGGGCUGCUACAUCGAAGGCUUCUUCGCUACCCUGGGUGGUGAAAUUGCCCUCUGGUCACUGGUCGUCCUGGCCAUUGAAAGAUAUGUCGUGGUCUGCAAGCCCGUGAGCAACUUCCGCUUCGGGGAGAACCACGCCAUCAUGGGCCUCGCGUUAACCUGGGUCAUGGCCUUGGCGUGCGCGGCCCCCCCUCUGUUCGGCUGGUCCAGGUACAUCCCCGAGGGCAUGCAGUGCUCGUGCGGGAUCGACUACUACACCCUGAAACCAGAGGUCAACAACGAAUCCUUCGUCAUCUACAUGUUCGUGGUUCACUUCACGAUCCCGCUGAUGGUCAUUUUCUUCUGCUACGGGAACCUGGUCUGCACCGUGAAGGAGGCAGCCGCUCAGCAGCAGGAGUCCGCCACCACCCAGAAGGCAGAGAAGGAAGUGACCCGCAUGGUCGUCAUCAUGGUCAUCGCCUUCCUCAUCUGUUGGCUGCCCUACGCCAGCGUCGCGUUCUACAUCUUCACCAACCAGGGCUCCGACUUCGGGCCCAUCUUCAUGACCAUCCCAGCCUUCUUUGCCAAGAGCUCUGCCAUCUACAACCCCGUGAUCUACAUCGUCAUGAACAAACAGUUCCGCAACUGCAUGAUCACGACCCUCUGCUGCGGCAAGAACCCGCUGGGCGACGAGGACACGUCCGCCGGCAAGACAGAGACGUCCUCGGUCUCCACCAGCCAGGUGUCCCCUGCGUAG
This is a messenger RNA of Dromaius novaehollandiae (emu), 1062 nucleotides long. RefSeq names its product rhodopsin (gene RHO). The transcript is spliced from 5 exons. The record is from RefSeq and is a predicted model, not a curated record. Gene Ontology annotation, cellular component: plasma membrane; photoreceptor outer segment. Gene Ontology annotation, biological process: cellular response to light stimulus; visual perception; phototransduction. The coding region runs from base 7 to 1062 and encodes 351 amino acids. Gene Ontology annotation, molecular function: G protein-coupled photoreceptor activity. Lineage: Eukaryota; Metazoa; Chordata; Aves; Casuariiformes; Dromaiidae.